AUGCCCACCACGCGGUCUGGAAAAUCUAGCGCCGGAGCGCAGGCGCAGCCAGCUGGGAAGAAGCGGAAAAUAGAGAUCGGCGACGAAAUCAGCCCAAAAGGGAAGAAUAAAAAAGUUGGAGAGCACAGGAAUACUGCUGAUUCGACCAAAAAGCGCCCACAAAAACAGACAGAUGCAAAGCAGGCAGACUCCAACACACAAGCACCACCUCGUGUCUUGGAAAAGGGAGUGCUGUACUACUUUAUCCGUGGCCGGGUUGGCAUCGAUGAACCCAAGUCCAUCGACGACAUCGCAAGAGGAUAUCUCAUCCUUCGGCCCAUCCCCGACGACGCAAAGCUCCACGGUGCACUCCCCACGUCAGCUACAGCCAGACUUAUCGCUUUGCCAAAAAAGGCGCUACCUGCAAGCCCAAAGGACAGAUUCAUGGCGUUUGUCGAAAAAUCACACGUGUCGUAUGACGAGCUUGGCGCCAAGUUUCUAAAGGGAGACGUUUACGAGACGAAGACGGCGGGACGUCGUCAAUCUCCUGAUGCAACGCCCGUAGGGGAAGGCGUGUAUGUUCUUACGACCACGGGGCGCGAGAGUCACCUUUCGUACAUGGCAACUCUGCCCCAUGAGCUGGGUGAGCUGCAACAUGCGCUGCGAUUCAACGACAAGGGGAGUUUCAUCAUCAGUAGCAAGAAUCCGACGUACAAGGGGCCGUCGUUUGCACAGUUACCAAAGGGACCAGAGUACCCUCCAUCGGUGCUUGACAAGUUCGGGGACUUGCGCUGGGUGGGAGCGCAGCCUGAGUUUAUGGAUUAUCCCCGCGCGCAAAUCUUGCUGAUUGGACACAAGACUGGACUUGGUAAGGAGGACAAGAAGGUUGAACAUGGAGAGGAUCCGGUUGAGACGUUGAGUCGGCUGGAAAAGGACGACCUUGACAGGAUGCAGCAUUUGUCGCCGGAUGAGUCGGAUGCGAUCUAUGCGGAUUUGCACAACAGGAAGAUGUCACAUCCGGAGAUUCAAAGCGACCUUGGCGGCUAG
Molecule: messenger RNA, 1026 nt
Organism: Metarhizium robertsii ARSEF 23
Lineage: Eukaryota; Fungi; Ascomycota; Sordariomycetes; Hypocreales; Clavicipitaceae
Product: BTB domain transcription factor
Exons: 2
Coding region: 1-1026 (341 amino acids)
Source: RefSeq, a predicted model, not a curated record